Messenger RNA from Oncorhynchus keta (chum salmon), 1946 nucleotides. RefSeq lists its product as uncharacterized. The record is from RefSeq and is a predicted model, not a curated record. Gene Ontology annotation, cellular component: keratin filament. NCBI's taxonomy places the organism in Eukaryota, Metazoa, Chordata, Actinopteri, Salmoniformes, Salmonidae. Bases 1 to 987 code for a protein of 328 amino acids. Gene Ontology annotation, molecular function: structural molecule activity. The transcript has 6 exons.
AUGAUGUAUGAUAGCUGUAGAGGUGUCAGAAUGAUGUAUGAUAGCUGUAGAGGUGUCAGGAUGAUGUAUGAUAGCUGUAGAGGUGUCAGGAUGAUGUAUGAUAGCUGUAGAGGUGUCAGGAUGAUGUAUGAUAGCUGUAGAGGUGUCAGGAUGAUGUAUGAUAGCUGUAGAGGUGUCAGGAUGAUGUAUGAUAGCUGUAGAGGUGUCAGAAUGAUGUAUGAUAGCUGUAGAGGUGUCAGGAUGAUGUAUGAUAGCUGUAGAGGUGUCAGAAUGAUGUAUGAUAGCUGUAGAGGUGUCAGAAUGAUGUAUGAUAGCUGUAGAGGUGUCAGGAUGAUGUAUGAUAGCUGUAGAGGUGUCAGGAUGAUGUACAAUAGCUGUAGAGGUGUCAGAAUGAUGUAUGAUAGCUGUAGAGGUGUCAGAAUGAUGUAUGAUAGCUGUAGAGGUGUCAGAAUGAUGUAUGAUAGCUGUAGAGGUGUCAGAAUGAUGUAUGAUAGCUGUAGAGGUGUCAGAAUGAUGUAUGAUAGCUGUAGAGGUGUCAGGAUGAUGUAUGAUAGCUGUAGAGGUGUCAGGAUGAUGUAUGAUAGCUGUAGAGGUGUCGGGAUGAUGUAUGAUAGCUGUAGAGGUGUCAGGAUGAUGUACAAUAGCUGUAGAGGUGUCAGAAUGAUGUAUGAUAGCUGUAGAGGUGUCAGAAUGAUGUAUGAUAGCUGUAGAGGUGUCAGAAUGAUGUAUGAUAGCUGUAGAGGUGUCAGAAUGAUGUAUGAUAGCUGUAGAGGUGUCAGGAUGAUGUAUGAUAGCUGUAGAGGUGUCAGGAUGAUGUAUGAUAGCUGUAGAGGUGUCAGGGUGAUGUAUGGUAGCUGUAGAGGUGUCAGGGUGAUGUAUGAUAGCUGUAGAGGUGUCAGGAUGAUGUAUGAUAGCUGUAGAGGUGUCAGGGUGAUGUAUGAUAGCUGUAAACGUGUCAGGAUGAUAGCUGUAGAAAUGUCAGGAUGAUGUAUGAUAGCUGUAGAGGUGUCAGGGUGAUGUAUGAUAGCUGUAGAGGUGUCAGGGUGAUGUAUGAUAGCUGUAGAGGUGUCAGGGUGAUGUAUGAUAGCUGUAGAGGUGUCAGGAUGAUGUAUGAUAGCUGUAGAGGUGUCAGGAUGAUGUAUGAUAGCUGUAGAGGUGUCAGAAUGAUGUAUGAUAGUUGUAGAGGUGUCAGAAUGAUGUAUGAUAGCUGUAGAGGUGUCAGGAUGAUAGCUGUAGAGGUGUCAGGAUGAUGUAUGAUAGCUGUAGAGGUGUCAGGAUGAUGUAUGAUAGCUGUAGAGGUGUCAGGAUGAUAGCUUUAGAGGUGUCAGAAUGAUGUAUGAUAGCUGUAGAGGUGUCAGGAUGAUAGCUGUAGAGGUGUCAGGAUGAUGUAUGAUAGCUGUAGAUGUGUCAGGAUGAUGUAUGAUAGCUGUAGAGGUGUCAGGAAGAUGUAUGAUAGCUGUAGAGGUGUCAGGAUGAUAGCUGUAGAGGUGUCAGGAUGAUGUAUGAUAGCUGUAGAUGUGUCAGGAUGAUGUAUGAUAGCUGUAGAGGUGUCAGGAAGAUGUAUGAUAGCUGUAGAGGUGUCAGGAUGAUAGCUGUAGAGGUGUCAGGAUGAUGUAUGAUAGCUGUAGAGGUGUCAGGAUGAUAGCUUUAGAGGUGUCAGAAUGAUGUAUGAUAGCUGUAGAGGUGUCAGGAUGAUAGCUGUAGAGGUGUCAGGGUGAUGUAUGAUAGCUGUAGAUGUGUCAGGAUGAUGUAUGAUAGCUGUAGAGGUGUCAGGGUGAUGUAUGGUAGCUGUAGAGGUGUCAGGAUGAUGUAUGCAAGCUGUAGAGGUGUCAGGAUGAUGUAUGAUAGCUGUAGAGGUGUCAGGGUGAUGUAUGAUAGCUGUAAACGUGUCAGGAUGAUAGCUCUAGAAAUGUCAGGAUGAUGUAUGAUACUGUAGGGGUGUCAGG